Molecule: messenger RNA, 1044 nt
Organism: Columba livia (rock pigeon)
Lineage: Eukaryota; Metazoa; Chordata; Aves; Columbiformes; Columbidae
Exons: 1
Coding region: 1-1044 (347 amino acids)
Molecular function (GO): RNA-DNA hybrid ribonuclease activity; nucleic acid binding
Source: RefSeq, a predicted model, not a curated record
AUGGACUAUGGACUUAUUGCCAAACCCUUAUACGAGGCACAGAAGAAUAAGACCUUGGUGUGGGAAAGACCACAACAAGAAGCUUUUCAAAAACUGAAACAGGCUUUAAUGCAAGCACCUGCUUUGGGCCUACCUGAUCUGAGUAAAGACUUCCAGUUAUUUGUACAUGAACGACAGAGACUUGCUCUAGGGGUAUUAACCCAACGGCUGGGAUCUUGGAAAAGGCCCGUAGGUUAUUUCUCUAAACAACUUGACCCGGUAAGUGCUGGAUGGCCGGUGUGCUUGCGGGCGGUGGCUGCUACCGUGAUAUUAAUUCAGGAAGUCCGGAAACUGACUAUGGGGAAAAAGAUCGAAGUGUUUGUAUCCCAUAUGGUGACUACUGUAUUGGAACAAAAGGGGGGCCAUUGGCUUUCCCCAAGUAGGAUGAUGAAAUAUCAGGCAAUUUUAACAGAGCAGGAUGAUGAUAUCCUAAAAACAACUAACCUAAUGAAUCCAGCUGUGUUUUUAAGCGCAGAGACUGAAGAAGAAAAUCUGGAACAUGAUUGUGUGGAGGUCAUUGAAUAUACCCACGCAAGUCAACCUGACCUGAAAGAUACCCCAUUGGAGAAGACGGAUUGGGAGCUUUUUACUGAUGGCAGUAGUUUUGUGGAAAGCGGAGUGCGGUAUGCAGGAUACGCGAUUACUACUGCCAAAACAGUAAUUGAAGCUAAAUCCCUACCACCAAACACAACAGCACAGAAAGCUGAGUUGAUAGCCCUAACUAGGGCAUUAGAGCUCAGUGAGGACAAAAGGGUCAAUAUUUGGACUGACUCAAAAUAUGCAUUCGGGGUUGUUCAUGUACAUGGAGCUCUUUGGAAAGAGCAUGGACUACUCUCCUCCCAAGGAACAAACAUCAAGUACCAAAAAGAAAUAUUGAACUUGAUUAAUGCCGUUCAAAAGCCAUCACGCACUGUAAAGCUCAUCAGAGUGGGACAUCGAAAAUUAUUGAAGGAAAUCGACUUGCUGAUCAGACAGCCCGAUCAGUGGCACGACGAGUCUGGAUGA